CAAUAGUAUUCGUUGGCGCUAUAUAUCGGCGCAGGGGAGAUUUCCUCCUGAAUAUUCUUUAGCAAAUAAAAAGCAUGCUCGCAAAUUCCAAACUCAAAAUCAAAAACCACCAUCGUUGAGAUCACACCUUUCUCUCUCUUCCUUCUGAGGUUUUCCCCUCACGUUUCUCCCAAGCCCCUUCAUUUGGUUUUUCUUCUCUCAUCGUAGCGUUCGGAUUUCGCCCUUCAAUCGCUUCAGCGAGGAUAGUCCCUCACCAGUUGGACUCUGAUUCUCUUGGGGUUCUAUUGAGGGGCUGUUUUCUGAAUGCGCGAAUGCCAGAUGAGAUAAACACUCGUUGCAUGUAUCGGGUCUUUGGCUCUUUCCCUGCAUAGUGUGAAUAUUGCGUAAGAUUCUUCAUGGCAAAGCGUGUUUACCAAGUCUGGAAAGGGAGUAAUAAGUUCAUUUGUGGAGGGAGGUUGAUAUUUGGGCCUGAUGCUCGAUCCCUUCUUGUCACGUUGUUGCUGAUUACCGUUCCAGUCAUCAUCUUUUGUGUAUUUGUAGUGAGGCAUCUUCGGCAUGAAUUUUCAUCGUAUGAUGCAGGAUAUGCUAUUCUAGUUAUGGCAAUUCUCUUUACUAUUUGGGUUCUGGGUAUUCUCUUUCUUACUUCAUCACGUGAUCCGGGCAUUAUUCCAAGGAAUUCAAAUCCACCAGAGGAAGAGUUUCGUUAUGAUUCUUCAGUUUCUGCUGAUGUAGGGGGACGACAGACACCAAGCCUUCAGUUCCCUCGAACCAAAGAAGUAAUGGUCAAUGGCCUUCCUGUAAGGGUGAAAUACUGUGAAACUUGUAUGCUGUAUCGUCCUCCACGCUGCUCACAUUGCUCCAUUUGCAACAAUUGUGUUGAGCGUUUUGAUCACCAUUGCCCGUGGGUUGGUCAAUGCAUUGGAUUGAGGAACUACCGUUACUUCUUUCUGUUCGUAUCUUCAGCAACUAUCCUAUGCAUAUAUGUAUUUUCCAUCUCAGCUUUCUACAUUAAGGUUCUUAUGGAUCAUGGUGAUGGCACAGUUUGGAUGGCAAUGAAAGAAUCCCCCGCAUCAGUGAUAAUAAUGAUUUAUUGUUUCAUCGCUCUGUGGUUUGUUGGUGGACUAACUGGUUUUCACCUAUACCUUAUCGGCACAAAUCAGACUACCUAUGAAAACUUCCGGUACAGAGCUGACAACAGGGUUAAUGUUUAUAAUCGUGGUUGUUUAAAUAACUUUCUGGAAGUAUUUUGCACUAAAGUUAAGCCCUCCAGAAACAAUUUCCGGGCCACUGUACAAGAGGAGGUUCAGAGGCCACCGCCUCAAGUCAGUACCAGGGAACCUGAACCUGAAGACGUGGUUGGAGAGCCACGUCCUAAGGUUGAAGAUGAUCUAGAUAUUGGUGAAGAUCUAUUGAAGAUAUCACAGCGUCGGGAUAUUGAAGAAAUCGAGGAGGACAUCCAGAGUAGAGGGAGCAAUGGACCUCCACUUAACACUUCGGAGGCUGACUCAACUUUGCAGUCAGAUCACCGAGCUCAGACAAUUCGGUCUGAUGCUAGGCACUCAAGUUGGGGAAGGAGAAGUGGGAGCUGGGAAAUUUCACCAGAGGUCCUUGCCAGUUCAAGUGUCACUGAAAGCAGAAGCUAUGUUGCUUCUAAUGAGGUGCGCCAAUGACCUGUGGUUUGAUUUUCUGAUGUUAGCAUGCCAUCAAUAUGAAUGAUGUGGGUUUUACCUGGAAUAUUGUGAGAGGAAGAGGAGACCUGAUGAUCGGAGUUUAUGGAGCAAAUGGAAUUUGAAUUGAUGGAAAGGUCUGGGUGCAAAAUCUGAGUGGACCACCUUGUGGCAAUCCUCUGGCUUUGUUGGAAAGCAUAGAAAUGCGUGUUUUUAUUUGCCUGAUAGUUUUUUCCUCUACGGUUCGAUAUGUGGCCGGCAUCUACGCUGCUGGCUAUAUUCUUUGUGUAAAUAACCAGUUGUGAAAAAUGCUAAAAAUUUCCCUGCUUAUUGGGUUUUAGGCUCUAUGUACAAACUUGGUUACCAAGUAAAAAAAUGCUUUCAUCCAAGCUGUUGAUAUGAAGUGGUCUUUUCUUUUC
Neltuma alba is the source of this 2086-nucleotide messenger RNA. Its product is annotated as protein S-acyltransferase 8-like. Lineage: Eukaryota; Viridiplantae; Streptophyta; Magnoliopsida; Fabales; Fabaceae. Gene Ontology annotation, biological process: protein targeting to membrane; peptidyl-L-cysteine S-palmitoylation. The record is from RefSeq and is a predicted model, not a curated record. Gene Ontology annotation, molecular function: protein-cysteine S-palmitoyltransferase activity. The coding region runs from base 396 to 1670 and encodes 424 amino acids. Gene Ontology annotation, cellular component: endoplasmic reticulum; Golgi apparatus. The transcript is spliced from 5 exons.